AUGGACCCCACUGACCACCCCAUGGAGCCCCAGGACCCCCGGGACCACCUGAGCACCCUGACCACCCCAUGGACCCCAAUGACCACCCCUGGGAGCCCCUUGACCACCCCGCGGACCCCCCCCGACCACCCCAUGGAGCCCCAGGACCACCCCAUGGACCCCACUGACCACCCCGUGGAGCCCUGGGACCCCCCUGAGCCCCUUGACCACCCCAUGGACUCCACUGACCACCCCAUGGAGCCCCAGGACCACCCCGUGGACCCCACUGACCACCCUGUGGAGCCCCAGGACCACCCCACUGAGCCCCUUGACCAACCAGUGGAGCCCCUUGACCAUCCCAUGGAGCCCCCUGACCACCCCGUGGAGCUCCUGGAGCCCCCUGACCACCCCGUGGAGCCCCAGGACCACCCUGAGCCCCACUGACCCCAUGGACCCCUCCUUGACCACCCCAGGGACCCCACUGACCCCAUGGACCCCUCCUUGACCCCUCUCGACCCCUGGGACCACCUCGACCCUCCGAUGUCCCCCCGUGACCCCUCCUUGACCCCUGGGACCCCCCAAUGUCCCCCCCCUUCCCCUCCCCCCACCCCUAAAGGGGCGGGGCAAUAAACGGCUUUGAUUGACA
This is a messenger RNA of Corvus hawaiiensis (hawaiian crow), 625 nucleotides long. RefSeq names its product merozoite surface protein CMZ-8-like. The record is from RefSeq and is a predicted model, not a curated record. Lineage: Eukaryota; Metazoa; Chordata; Aves; Passeriformes; Corvidae. The transcript is spliced from 2 exons. The coding region runs from base 1 to 423 and encodes 140 amino acids.